CGGCAAUCAUUCGCCAUCAGCCGCUCCUCCUCCGCGGUGCUCCCCACUGCAGCAGCAUCGCAUCUCAUCUCAUCUCAGUGCUCGGUUCAGUGCAGUCCUCAUCUUUGCUUAUUUAAUAAAAACAAGCAUUGUUUUGUGUUUGCCUCUCUAUCUGUAUGUUGUGCGCGAUUGCCCAACUACAGAUAAUCAAAUUUAUAUUGUGCAUGCGAGAAAGUAAAUAAAGAGUAUGCCAAACGGCUGUGAUCGCGCUUGCUGCUGAAAAGGCAAAUAUUCGCAAAGCGCAAUAAUUUAGAAAAGGAAACUCAACCAAAAAUAAGCACCAAGAAGCCGUUACAAUUAUAAUACCAUAAAUUAUAAUAGGAAACCAAGAGGAAACAAGACCAAAACAAGCAGCAAACAAUAACUAACAACGAGAUGAAGUACCAAACUGGAACCACUGACAACAGUGCAUCAGCGCACGAGAUGCACCAGCUCCCCAGCACAUCCACACCCAAGGAGGCAGCACCAGCUGCUGCAGCCACGACGACGGCCCCCCAGGCCAAUGGCAAUUCCAACUCAAAUCCCAAUCCCAGCCAGAACCAGGCGUCCAAUGCUCUGUUCUGCGAGCAGGUGACCACAGUGACAAAUCUCUUUGAGAAGUGGAAUGACUGCGAGCGAACCGUUGUGAUGUACGCCCUGCUGAAGCGUCUGCGCUACCCGAGCCUUAAAUUCCUUCAGUAUUCGAUUGACAGCAAUCUUACCCAGAAUCUGGGCACCUCUCAGACGAACCUCAGCAGUGUGGUCAUAGACAUCAAUGCCAACAAUCCGGCGUAUUUGCAAAAUCUGCUGAAUGCCUACAAGACGUUCCAGCCAUGUGAUCUGCUCGAUGCCAUGUCCUCCUCGUCGUCGGAUAAGGAUUCGAUGCCGUGCUACGGGAGCGACUUUCAGAUCACCACAUCGGCGCAGUGCGACGAGCGGAAGCUGUAUGCGCGCAAGGAGGACAUACUGCACGAGGUGCUAAACAUGCUGCCGCUGCUAAAGCCCGGCAACGAGGAGGCCAAGCUUAUCUACCUGACCCUAAUUCCGGUGGCCGUCAAGGACACAAUGCAGCAGAUUGUGCCCACGGAGCUGGUGCAGCAGAUCUUCUCCUACCUUCUCAUCCAUCCGGCUAUCACCAGCGACGACCGACGGUCGCUGAAUAUCUGGCUGCGUCACCUGGAGGAUCACAUCCAGGCGGCGGCGGCGGGCCUGACUAAUCGCAGCUACUUCCUGCAGCCCUCCCCGCAACUGGUAGCCGGUGGCAGCUCCACAGGCAGUGGCAGCUGCUCCUCGUCAGCGGCCAGUUCCUCAACAGCUUCCUGUUCGUCGGUGGCCAGUGGCAGUCGAUCUUCGCGUACCAACGACUGGCAAACGAUUGCUCCGCCCAGCAAACAGCUGCAACACAAGCUGGCCGGCAAUGGAGACUGGCGAGGCAGCGGCGGCGGAGGAGCCGGAGCCGGCGGUAGCUCCAGCGGAUCGAUCAAUCCACUCUGUGAUAAUUUAAAUGGUAUUACCCUGAACGAAUUAGCAUCUAGUCAGAAUAGUCUCGGUCUGUCGCUGGAGGGCAGCUCUUCGCUGGUCAACGGCGUUGUUGCAGGAGCGGCAGCGGGCUCGAUGCUGGGAAUCGGUGGCGGCGACGAUCAUGACACGUCAUUUAGCAAAAAUGGCACGGAAAUACUUGACUUUGACCCGUCCACGGCGGACAUAGGAGAGGCUUGCAGCAGCAGCAGCCUAGCCAGCACCAGUAAUUUAUGCCGCAAUUCGUCGGCAGUGGACGCUUUAAACGAUCGCUUGCAGCCGCCACCGCAUCUCCAGCAGCAGCAGCAGUUUUUGCAGGCUCCGCCAUACGCUUCGAUCCUGAUGGGCAACGUGGGCGACCAGUUUGGCGACAUCAAUCGCUGGAGCCUGGACAGCAAAAUUGCGGCACUGAAGACUCGACGGUCAAACAGCCUGACUACACAAACGAUCUCCAGUUGCUCCAGCUCUUCCAACUCAUCGGUGAUCACCGUCAACGACAAUUGCUCCAAUUCCACUGAGAACCUUGCCCAGUUUGCCAACAAGCCGCGUAGCUUCUCCCUCUCCAUUGAGCACCAGCGCGGAGCCCUGGCCAACAGUGGCUCUGAUACGCGGCUGGACGAGUUCAAACCCAACUACAUCAAGUUCCACACCCGCAACGUGGGCAUGUCAGGCAUUGGCCUCUGGCUGAAGUCUCUGCGCCUGCACAAAUACAUCGAGCUGUUUAAGAACAUGACGUACGAGGAGAUGCUACUAAUCACCGAGGACUUCCUGCAGAGCGUUGGCGUGACAAAGGGUGCCUCCCACAAGCUGGCCCUGUGCAUCGAGAAGCUGAAGGAGCGAGCAAACAUUCUCGGUCGUGUCGAACAGGAGCUAGUCACGGGCCAAAUGAAGCUGAGCACGGCGGUCGAGGAGCUAACGAACAUUGUGCUGACGCCCAUGAAGCCGGUGGAGGCCCUUGGGCCGCCGGAGGAGAAUAUUGGACUGCGCUUCCUCAAGGUCAUCGAUAUUGUUAGCAAUACUCUGCAGCAGGAUCCUUAUGCUGCGCAGGACGACGAGACCCUGGGUGUGUUCAUGUGGAUACUGGAUCGCUCCAUACAUAACGAGGCGUUCAUGAACCAUGCCAAUCAGCUUAAGGAGCUCAAGUUCAAGUUGUCCAAGUUGAAGAUCUCCAUGGUGCCGAAGAUGCAUCAUGUGAAGCCAGGAGUCGCAAGUGGUCCCAGCAAUGGUAGCAUAAACAAACCCAGAUGGAAUGGUAAAACUCGCAAGUGCGAUACGAAGAACGGCAGCAACGACAGGAUCAACAAUCGCAAGAACUCCAACGACAUGCUGAACUUCUCGUUGAACUGUCUCCAACAUCCGCUGCCUCACCAUCCGCAGCAGCAGCCGCUACCACCGCCGCCGUUGCCGCAGUUCGAUUACAACGGCUACGGUGGCGGUCCGUCUCAUCAGCCGCAGUACAAGAGCUCCUCCUACCCCAGUUUUAUGGGUAAUCCCCAGCAGCAGCAGCAGCCCAUCAAGCCGCACCAUCAUGCCCAGCAGAUGCAACAGAUGCUGCAGCAGCACAAUCACUUUCCGGCGCUGCCACAGCAGACGCCGCCACAGUCGCACCGCCGAUCGCUAAACAAUCUGAUUCUGGUGGCCGGCGGACCGCAGCAGCCUCAGCAACUGAUCUUCAAGCCAGGCCAGGGAGUGCUGACGAACAGUGGAUCCAACGACAACUUGGUGAUGGAGCGUAAUCAGCAGCAGCAGCAGCGAAAGCUCAGCGGGAAUGCAGGUACCCUGUCAAGUGGGGAGCAGCAACCAAAGAAGACGAUGGCCGCAGUUGUUAUGGUUAGUAAUCAGAGUCAAAGUCAGGAGCAGCAGCAACAGCACGAUCAGCAGCCGCAGAUCCUGAUCAACAACAACAACAAUAACAACAGCAUGCUGAACAACAAUUUGAUUAAUCAGCAGCAGCUGCAACUGCUGGCCGCAGCCGCUGCCGCUGUCAGUAAUGGCAGCUGUCUUUGCUCUAAUGGUGGCGGUGUAAAUGGUAGUGCCUGUGGCCACAAUCUCUGUCAGCACAGCAGCAAGAAUAACAAUGCCGUGGAUCAUUGCCUGUCCCAGCCAGCGCUGGUAGGCCUGGGCGGAAUGUCGCCACACGUCACCGAGUACAAGCUAAACGAUUUCAAGAGUCUGGAACAACUCGAGACGCUGUGCCGCCAAAUGACUGAACAGGCAAUGAACUGAGCAAGCCGCCAGCACACACUCUUUUGUGUUCACACCUAGCUUUGAACCGUGUUUAAAGUUUGAUUUAGCAAGAAACGAACAUGAAUGUUUUUAUACAUAUAUAUAUAAUUAUAGUUUUGUAAGAAUCGCAUCUAUGUUUGUGUCGCGUCUAGUUCUGCCCCCUAUCAUGCCGUUUUGUAAUCGUUUUUAAAUCGUAAGCCGAUAUAUAGUUUGUUUAAAUGUUAAGUUAAUUAAUUAUGUGUGCCAAGAGACGCUCUCAGAAGCUGCUCACCAGCUGGCCGGGCUCGUAGGUCCAACGGCUGGCCGUUGGAAACCCUUGGAGCCCAGUCUGCCUCUGCACCAUCCCCAGGUCAACUGGUGGGCAGUGGGGGCGUGGCAAUGUCAAUGUUAUUAAUGUCUAGGUUUCGUAAAUGUUCGUCGCCAUUUCUGUAGUUCAACUAACACGCCAAGCCAACAUACACAAACACACAAAACACAAUAUACCAUAACUUCUCUCUACUUAGGAAAAUUUGGCCAAAUUCGAUCAACAUUUUACGCUAUUCUAAUUCAAACAUCCAUCAUCCAUCCACCAAAACGAAGGAAUGAAGGAAUACCCCCGCGGAACGACGACGAAAAAGGUUUAUCUAGUGAAAAUUAUAAAAUGAACUCUGCAUCGUGACCAUGAGACUGACUAAGAUUACUUUUCGCAACUAAAGAAAACUAGAAGGGAAGCUUGAGAUGGAAGGAAUAAGAAAUGAGAAUGAGGCGCGAAUCAAAAACAUUGCUUGCUGAAUGAUGUAGUAAAAGUCACACAAUGGAUAUGUUUAUAUAGUAUACACACGUACACACAUAAUUUAUUUUAAAUUAAAAAGGGAACAUGUUUGCUGAACCCCACAUAGGAGGAGUAGGAGGAGGAACAACACUAUACUUCAAUGUUUCACUGUCUAUAUUGUUGUGUUGAAAUCGAAGGAGGAAUUGUAUUGUAUUUUGUAUAAGUAAGUGUAAGACCCGAACCCCGAGUAGUGUAUAUGCAUAUGCAUCAUGAUCUUUGAUCAUCUAUCCCUACAAUUUACCAUUACGUUUGCUUUAGUCAAUUGUUUAUAAACCACUCGAUAUGAUGUUAUGUUUUAGUUGUUUUCAAACAAAUUAUAAAUUAUAUAUAUUUAGAUGUACGAACGAAUGUAUGUCGCAGCAUAAUAAGCUUAAUUAACGACGAUGGCGAGGCAAAGGCCAAAAAAUCAAUACCAAUAAGAGAGCGUAAAAACGCGUAGCCUAAUUUUAAUUGUAUAAAAACAAAAAAACCGAACAAACUGCAUGUGUAAAUCCUGCUUAGAAAUGUUUUUCGUUUUCUAAUUUCUUGUCGAUAUUUCAAAAAUAGCUACCACAACCGCAAACAUUGUAAAUUGCUGAUAUGCUUUUAUUUAUUAAUAAACAACAACCUAGAUUGUGUACGGCGCAAGUUGGGAUAACGAAAUAAAA
Molecule: messenger RNA, 5220 nt
Organism: Drosophila serrata
Lineage: Eukaryota; Metazoa; Arthropoda; Insecta; Diptera; Drosophilidae
Gene: smg
Product: sterile alpha motif domain containing protein 4 smaug
Biological process (GO): regulation of mRNA stability; negative regulation of translation; regulation of DNA-templated transcription
Cellular component (GO): P-body
Molecular function (GO): protein binding; translation repressor activity; mRNA binding
Source: RefSeq, a predicted model, not a curated record